AUGACAAUGUUUACUCUGGAUUUACUACCAUAUUCUCUCAAAGUCGUGGUCGGCAUCUGUCCAUCUCGAGCCUGGAUUCGACUUUCCUCAAUCCAUUACUCCACCGUGCCUCCUUCCUAUCUAUCUAUCUAUCUAUCUAUCUAUCUAUCUAUCUAUCUAUCUGAGAGUCUUUUGAACUCUAUCCAUACCGGAAACCCAUUCAUAUCUAUCUAUCUCAGCAUUCUCAUAUAUCUAUCUAUCUAUCUAUCUAUCAAUCUAUCAUAUCUAUCUCAUGUUCAUCAUAUCUAUCUAUCUAUCUAUCUAUCUAUCUAUCAUAUCUAUCUAUCUAUCUAUCUCAGCAUACUCAUAUCUAUCUAUUCAUAUCUAUCUAAAUAUCAUAUCAAUAUACAUCUAUCUAUCUAUCUAUAUCAGCUGUUCAUAUAUCUAUCUAUCUAUCUAUUUAUUUUAUAUCUAUCUAUCUAUCUCAGCUUAUCAUCAUAUUAUCUAUCUAUCUAUCUCAGCUUAUUCAUAUCUAUCUAUCUAUCUAUCUAUCUAUCUCAUUUACUCAUAUCUAUCUAUCUAUCUAUCUUCAGCUUUUUCAUAAUAUAUCUAUCUAUCUAA
Molecule: messenger RNA, 600 nt
Organism: Acanthosepion pharaonis
Lineage: Eukaryota; Metazoa; Mollusca; Cephalopoda; Sepiida; Sepiidae
Source: the annotation of a GenBank genome assembly